Rhodofomes roseus is the source of this 1418-nucleotide messenger RNA. RefSeq lists its product as uncharacterized. The coding region runs from base 255 to 1274 and encodes 339 amino acids. Gene Ontology annotation, molecular function: 2,3-dihydro-2,3-dihydroxybenzoate dehydrogenase activity. The record is from RefSeq and is a predicted model, not a curated record. Gene Ontology annotation, biological process: siderophore biosynthetic process. The transcript has 2 exons. NCBI's taxonomy places the organism in Eukaryota, Fungi, Basidiomycota, Agaricomycetes, Polyporales, Fomitopsidaceae.
CUGCCAGCGAGCUCGUGUGCCAGAGUGCGUGCGGAGAGAGCCCGGUGCGCUGCCGGUGCGUCGAUGCGCGAAGGGCACAAUGCAAUGGGCGGUCGGCGGGUCCGGAGUCCGGCGCCGGAGCCCGAUCCGGGGAAAUAGCCGGUCUGGGGUAGGACGCCACCCGACCGGCCGCCCUCAGCCUCUCCUCCUCCCGCCGUGCAAUUUAUACGCAUCCAUGUCUGCACAACACACACCGCCUCUCUGCCCCGCCAGCCAUGGACCCGACCCCCGCUGUCCCCGCGCCUGACCUCUUCUCCCUCGCCGGCCAGAACGUGCUCAUCACAGGCGCCUCCCGCGGUAUCGGCGCCGCCUGCGCCCUCGCCCUCGCAGAGGCUGGCGCCAACAUCUGCCUCGUCGUCCGCCCCGCGCCCAGCGCGAACCUCGCCACCGCCGACGCGAUCGCCGCGCUCGGGCGCACCGUCACGACCGUUGAGUGCGACCUCGCGGACCUCGCCGCGGUCAGGCAGGUCUUCGCGAAGGCGCUCGAGGCCGUCGGCGGCGACAUCCACGUCCUCGUCAACUGUGCGGGCAUCCAGCGGAGAUCCCCGGCCGUCCAGUUCCCCGAGAGUGAUUGGGACGAUGUGCGUCUGUGUCUCUCGCUCGGCCGCUCCGCCUGUCGUCCCUCGUUCCGCCUCCCGUCUCGAUCCCCUUUCGCUCCUUCAGCCUCCGUUGCUGUCACUGUCGCCCGUGUCAGUCCUGCCGCAUCCGUGUGCGGUUGCGGAACGCGUCCCGCGCUACCGCGCGUCGGCCUUCUCCUCUCAGCGUUACUUCUCCCUGCGUACGCCGUCACUGUCAAUGUCUGGCCCGCGCUAUCCCCACGCUUUAGCGUUCGCGUCUCGGGGCGCGCGAGCAAAGCAGGGGCAACCGGGUCCCGCCGCCCUCAUAGGCUGGCUGCCUCCGAGCCGGGACAGCGGUGCGCGCCUUGCGACGUACGACACGAGUGUGAAUAUGGAAUUGUGCGUCUGCAUCUGCGGGCGCGCAAUUUGCGCUUGCCUAUUCCCUCGCCUGCCCCCUCCAUUCGUGGCAUAGCGCGGCACGCUAUCUCUCUCUCCGUAUCUAGCUCGAAGCGAAUCUGCACCUGGUGGGCGGCACCUCUUUGCCUCGGACCCAGCGUGACCGGCGAGAUGAGCUCGGGAUGCGGGGUUCCCCCGUCUGACCCCACAUCACUAGCCCGCCUCUCGCACUCAUCCGCGGGGGUGCUUCUCUCUGCACUUUCCACGCAACUUUGCAGUUGAUGGGAUGCGCUGCCAGCUGGGCAUGUGAGCGCCGCCGCGUGCCUCGUACAUGAAUCCGCGCAUCCAGGGCGCUCUCUUGGCUUUCGCAUGAGCGCGCCGUUCUGCGCGUAUGAUCUCCCAUUUCGUCUGCGGCGUCGCGAACGG